This is a messenger RNA of Gossypium raimondii (Peruvian cotton), 465 nucleotides long. RefSeq lists its product as uncharacterized. The record is from RefSeq and is a predicted model, not a curated record. Bases 1 to 465 code for a protein of 154 amino acids. The transcript has 2 exons. NCBI's taxonomy places the organism in Eukaryota, Viridiplantae, Streptophyta, Magnoliopsida, Malvales, Malvaceae.
AUGAGCCUGCUGGUUCAGGUGGUAAGGUGUCACACUCCAUUAUGCUCGACCGAGUUGGGUGAGAAGAAGAUUAUGGGUCCAGAUUUGGUUUCUGAGGCAGAGGAUAAGGUCAGAUUGAUUCGAGAUUAUCUUAAGGCAACUUCUGACAGACAAAAGUCUUAUGUGGAUCUAAAGAGAAAAGAUAUAGAGUUUUUUGUGGGGGAUUGGGUUUUCCUUAAGGUAUCUCCGUGGAGAAAGGUCCUUAGAUUUGGUCAUAAAGGCAAACGGUAUCAAUCUGAACCACUUCACAUUGUGCCUGUUGAGAAGAUUGAGGUAAGCAUGGAUUUGACUUCCGAAGAAGAAUCGAUACAGAUUCUGGACCGAGAGGUUAAGGUCUUGAGAAAAAAGACUAUUUCGUUAGUUAAGGUUCUGUGGCAGAAUUAUGGCACAGAGGAAGCCACAUGGGAGCCAGAGGACUCGAUUUGA